AUGAAGAAAUACGGUGAUACUACACUAUCACAAGUUUAUUUUACAACAACCUCUUCUCGGUCAGAAAAAAUUGUGAGUGGGAAACAACGGUCAAAAAUACAAGAGAGAUUACUCAGACAACUGCAGUUGGUAGAAAAUCUAGAACAUACAAAUCUACAAGUAAUUAUCGAAAAGAACUUACCAAAGCACAUCCUGAUUAAAGUUCAUGAGCAAAGGUUGAAAGAUAAGUUUUGGUCAUUAAAACCAUCGGUGAUGGCUCAGGAGCAGCGAAUGAGAAUGACACAAUGCUUCCACUGCAAGGGUAGUGGUCCACAAAAAUCAGCGUUAUGUAACAGACGUGAUACGAACGCUAGUCGGAUGAACAAAACAAGUAAGGAAAAAGUGGAACCAAUGUGUACAACUGAUUCAAUGGCUGAUCAAAGGGAUCUAUAA
Loa loa (African eye worm) is the source of this 432-nucleotide messenger RNA. RefSeq lists its product as hypothetical. The coding region runs from base 1 to 432 and encodes 143 amino acids. The transcript is spliced from 3 exons. NCBI's taxonomy places the organism in Eukaryota, Metazoa, Nematoda, Chromadorea, Rhabditida, Onchocercidae. The record is from RefSeq and is a predicted model, not a curated record.